UACGCCCAGGCUGAGAGCGCUCUCUGCCGGCCAGGACUGGAGAUGUUGUUGACGUCAUCUCGGAUGGGCUGCGAGAGGUGGGGCCAAACGAAAGUUCCUGUAGGCGCAUCCUGUUCUCAAUGAGGUCCGCACACCGUGCAUAUAAAUGUAUUGAGUGUUUGCCUUCUGCAGUUGUCCGUGAGUGGUCUCGGUAGUUGCUUCGCCAUGUCUGGUCGUGGUAAAGGUGGAAAAGGUUUGGGCAAAGGGGGUGCUAAGCGUCAUCGAAAGGUUCUGAGAGAUAAUAUCCAGGGCAUUACCAAGCCUGCUAUUCGGCGCCUGGCUCGGCGAGGCGGCGUUAAGCGUAUUUCUGGUCUCAUCUAUGAGGAGACUCGUGGAGUUCUGAAAGUUUUUCUGGAGAAUGUGAUUCGCGACGCCGUCACUUACACCGAGCACGCCAAGCGCAAGACCGUAACAGCUAUGGACGUGGUAUAUGCGCUUAAGCGACAGGGGCGUACCCUCUAUGGUUUUGGCGAUUGUGGAGUGGCUCUGAAAAGAGCCUUUGGAUUUGACAAUGACCAGAAACAUUUACUUGGAGCUGGUGUACUUGGUGACAGCCUUGGUGCCCUCGGACACGGCGUGCUUGGCCAGCUCUCCCGGCAGCAGCAGGCGCACCGCCGUCUGGAUCUCCCUGGAGGUGAUGGUCGAGCGCUUGUUGUAAUGCGCCAGCUAGCUCUCCCACUGCUGGUAGUCGCUAUGUCUGGACGCGGAAAGCAAGGCGGCAAAGCGCGGGCUAAGGCCAAGACGCGGUCUUCCAGGGCCGGUCUGCAGUUCCCGGUGGGUCGCGUGCACCGUCUUUUGCGCAAGGGCAACUACUCUGAGCGAGUUGGAGCCGGCGCCCCGGUGUACCUGGCGGCGGUGCUGGAGUACCUGACGGCCGAAAUUCUGGAGCUGGCAGGAAACGCAGCCCGGGACAACAAAAAGACUCGCAUCAUCCCGCGCCAUCUACAGCUGGCCAUCCGCAAUGACGAGGAGCUGAACAAGCUUCUGGGUCGUGUUACCAUUGCUCAGGGCGGCGUCCUGCCCAAUAUCCAGGCUGUGCUGCUGCCCAAGAAGACCGAGAGCCACCACAAGGCUAAGGAAGCCAUGGCACGUACCAAGCAAACUGCCCGCAAGUCCACAGGGGGAAAAGCUCCACGCAAGCAGCUCGCCACCAAGGCGGCCCGCAAGAGCGCACCGGCCACCGGCGGCGUGAAGAAGCCCCACCGCUAUCGUCCCGGCACCGUAGCCCUGCGCGAGAUCCGCCGCUACCAAAAAUCGACCGAACUGCUGAUCCGAAAGCUGCCUUUCCAGCGCCUGGUGAGGGAGAUCGCGCAGGACUUCAAGACCGACCUGCGCUUCCAGAGCUCGGCGGUGAUGGCGCUGCAGGAGGCCUGCGAGGCCUACCUGGUGGGGCUCUUUGAGGACACUAACCUGUGCGCCAUCCACGCCAUGUCUGGUCGAGGGAAAGGUGGUAAAGGCCUGGGCAAAGGCGGUGCUAAGCGUCACCGUAAGGUUUUGCGAGACAACAUCCAGGGCAUUACUAAGCCUGCGAUUCGGCGUUUAGCUCGUCGCGGUGGUGUUAAACGCAUUUCCGGUCUCAUCUAUGAAGAGACUCGGGGUGUGCUCAAAGUUUUUCUGGAGAACGUGAUUCGUGAUGCUGUCACCUACACGGAACACGCCAAACGCAAGACGGUCACGGCUAUGGACGUUGUCUACGCACUCAAGCGCCAGGGUCGCACUCUUUACGGGUUUGGUGGCUAACCUGGUUUCUUGUUCCAUAAGGCAUUGCUCACAAAAGGCCCUUUUCAGGGCCACUCAUUUUGUCACACGAAGGGCUGUCACUGACGUGAAGAGUCACCCGACUGCCACUUCUUAGCUCCAGUGAACCAACCCAUUGACCUACAUGGCAGAGUUCCUAGGUGGAAUACGUGAGAAAUCACAGGUAAGUGCCUAACCCGUAGGUGACAGACACACAACAAUGAGGAACAAAUGUUAAUUGACUUACAUUAUGUUGUCUCAAAUGAUGUUUCGGUUCGCUUCGGAGUUGACUUUUUAUUUCCCCAAAAUUUGAUCGUUUAGUUGUUCUCACUGGGUCCUAUUGUUGACAUCCGAGGCUACAGCUCUGGCUAGCCUCUUAUGCAGGGUAACUUGAGGAGCACUGGAGUGGCCCUGUCCAUCUAAAAAUUACAAGGUUUGUAAACGUUACGGAACUUGCUUCCUCCUAACUAUAUUAAGGCCCUUACUCGCAAUAUUAAACAUGUUCUCUUAUGUGUCCUGUUUGCCUGGACUACAUUCAAGCACAGUGGUGUCACAGGACAUUUAAAUUGCAGUCAAUUUAGUCACUUGUAUAGUGACUAUCCUGAAGGAUUAUGGGGGUAUAACUUUUCUAAGGUUGAUAGAGGGUAAGAAAAACCAUAAUUUUUGAAUCAACUACAAGCUUUUUGAUGUGAAAAUGUGGAUGGCUCUAAAAAGAGCCUAUGCGGGGGACGGGGGACAUGGUAGUGACACCUACUGAUGUUUCAAUUGAUUAUUUCCUUUGCUCUUGGCUUUGUGGUGAUUCUCGGGGUUCUUUGGCAGUAGCACAGCCUGGGUGAUGGGCAGGAAGCCACCCUGGGCGAUGGUGACUUUUCUCAACAGUUUAAGUUCUUCGUCUUUACGGAUGGCCAGCAGCAGAUGUCGGGGAACAAUGCGGGUCUUCUUGUCGCGGGCAGCGUUGUCCGUCAGCUCUACAACCUCAGCAGUCAAGUACUCCAACACAGCCGCUCAGUAAACCGGCGCGACGGCCCCCGCCCGCUCGAAGUAGUUGCCCUUUCAAAGCAGGCGGUGCACUCGGCAGACUGGGAACUGGAGACCAGCGCGAGAUGAGCGAGUUUUAGGCUUGGCGCGAGCCUUUCCUCCCUUCUCUCCAUGUCUAGACAUAGCGACGUACUGAAAUGCAUAGAAAACGUGGAGCUUCUAAAUGCUUGAGCUGGCUAAGUCCGCUCCUGCCUGGAGGAAAGGCUCCAAGAAGCCGGUGACCAAAGUGCAGAAGGAUGGCAAUAAGCGCAGGCGCAGCCCCAAGGAGAGCUACUCCAUGUACGUGUAGAAAGUGCUGAAGCUGGUCCACCCGGACACCGGCAUCUCCUCGAAGGCCAUGGGCAUCAUGAACUCGUUGGUCAACGACAUCUAAGAGCGCAUCGCCGGCGAGUCUUCUCCCCUGGCGGAUUACAACAAGCGCUCGACCAUCACAUCACCUCCAGGGAGAUCCAGACGGCGGUGCGCCUGCUGCUGCUGCCGGGAGAGCUGGCCACGCGCGCGAUGUCAGAAGACACCAGGGCUGUCAGUAAAAAUGCCAGUGACACCAAGGGUCUUCUAAGAGCCAUUCAUACUGUCUUUUAAAGAUCUGUCAUCUCUAGGUUUGCAAAGGAGAGUGAAUAAGGCAACACUAUGGAUUAAAGGUUUGGAUUUAAUGAAUUAAUUCAC
Messenger RNA from Microcebus murinus (gray mouse lemur), 3480 nucleotides. The record is from RefSeq and is a predicted model, not a curated record. NCBI's taxonomy places the organism in Eukaryota, Metazoa, Chordata, Mammalia, Primates, Cheirogaleidae.